AUGAGGGUGGCAGCAGGCCUUCUCUGGCUCCUGGCCCUCGGAGUCCCCCCCCAGGCCCAAGCAUCCUGCCCCUCCCAAUGCAGCUGCAGCCUCCACAUCCUGGGUGAUGGCAGCACAACCAGGACUGUGGUGUGCAGCGACCCUGACAUGACGCUGCCCCCCGCUGCCGUGCCCCCGGACACGGUGCUUCUGCGGCUGGAGCGCACAGCAGUGCGCAGGGUGCCGGGUGCGGCCUUCGGGCCCCUGGGCCGCCUGGAGCAGCUGUGGCUGCCUUACAACGUGCUGACAGAGCUGAGCCCACGUGCGCUGCGGGGCCUGCGGCGCCUGCGGGAGCUGCAUCUGCCCGGAAACCGCCUGCAGGCCUUCCCCUGGCCCGCGCUGGCCGAUGCGCCCCAGCUGCGCCUACUGGACCUGCAGGCCAACCGCCUGGCCGCUGUGCCACCCGGGGCCGCGCGCUUUCUGGGCAACCUCAGCUUCCUGGAUCUGUCUAGCAACCAGUUGCUGCACCUGCCGCAGGACCUGCUGGCCCGUUGGACACACCUGCACCUGCCCUUCCUCCCUGCCCGCCGCGCCAGCCUGGUGCUAGGCCUGCAGGAUAACCCUUGGGUGUGUGACUGCCGACUCUAUGACCUGGUGCAUUUCCUGGAAGGCUGGAUUUCGAAUGUGGCCUUCAUAGAAGACAGGCUUCGAUGUGCCAGCCCACGCAGCCUGGCUGGAGUGGCCUUCAGUCAGCUGGAGCUGAGGAAGUGCCAGAGCCCAGAGGUCCGUCCAGGGCCAAGUAACAUCAGGUCCCCUGUGGGUAGCACUGUGCUGCUCCGUUGUGGAGCCACUGGAGUCCCUGGACCGGAGAUGAGCUGGAGGAGGAACAAUGGAUACCCACUCAAUGGCACAGUGCAGCAAGAAGUCUCUAGUGACGGCACGAGCUGGCUGCUGCUGCACCUGCCUGCUGUGUCCUCCUUUGAUUCUGGAGACUACGUCUGCCAGGCCACAAACUUUCUGGGCACCUCUGAGAUUGUUACCUCUUUGCUCAUCACCGAGCCCCAGACUGCUACAGAAUGGAACAGGAGCCCAGGGGCUCUGUGGGCCAGGAUAGCUGAGGGGGCAGAAGCUGCUGCCUAUAAUAAGCUGGUGGCUAGGCAUGUUCCCCAUGUCCCCGAGCCCACUCUCCUGGCCACUGAGCCUUCAGCACCCAAUGUGCAGGAGGACCCGACACUUCAGCACUUUCAGAUGGGUGCCCCAGGAGCAUACCUGGCAGGGCAAGCCAGAGCCCAGGAAACCCGGGUGGUGAAAUCUCUCAAAGUGGUGGGGGAUACUUACCAGAGCGUGACCUUGGUGUGGAAGGCCCCCCAGGCUGGAAACACAACAGCCUUCAGUGUCCUUUACACAGUCUUUGGACAGGGAGCUAUGAGACAGGUGAUCGUGCCAUCUGGAAGGACCAGUGUCACUAUCCACGGGUUGUCCCCCAAGACCAAGUAUGUAGCUUGUGUCUGUGUGCAGGGCCUAGUGCCCCGCAAGGACCAGUGUGUCAUCUUCUCCCCGGACAAGGUGGUGGAUGCCGAGGGUACCCAGUGGCUCAUCAACAUGGUGGUGAUCAGUGUGGCUGCCGUCGUGGCCCUGCCCCCUACGUUGUUGGUCUGCUGUGGUGCCCUCCAGAGGCGUUGCCGCAAGUGCCACUCCCGGGGCCCCACAGAAACCACAGGCACCUACGUCAGCCUGGAGAGGCUAGGCCACAGCGAGGAUGGCACCGAGGACCUAUCCCGGCACAGUCUGAGUGAGGCUGACCGGCUGCUCUCGGCCCGUUCCAGCCUGGACUCCCAGAUUCUGGGGAUCAAGGGGGGCAGGCGGAUGAAUGAGUACUUCUGCUGA
Erinaceus europaeus (western European hedgehog) is the source of this 1866-nucleotide messenger RNA. It is a transcript of the gene LRIT1, whose product is annotated as leucine rich repeat, Ig-like and transmembrane domains 1. The transcript is spliced from 4 exons. Gene Ontology annotation, molecular function: protein binding. NCBI's taxonomy places the organism in Eukaryota, Metazoa, Chordata, Mammalia, Eulipotyphla, Erinaceidae. Gene Ontology annotation, cellular component: endoplasmic reticulum membrane. The record is from RefSeq and is a predicted model, not a curated record. Bases 1 to 1866 code for a protein of 621 amino acids.